This is a messenger RNA of Mytilinidion resinicola, 1380 nucleotides long. RefSeq names its product O-acetylhomoserine ami. Gene Ontology annotation, molecular function: pyridoxal phosphate binding; transferase activity, transferring alkyl or aryl (other than methyl) groups. Gene Ontology annotation, biological process: transsulfuration. The transcript has 8 exons. The record is from RefSeq and is a predicted model, not a curated record. Bases 1 to 1380 code for a protein of 459 amino acids. NCBI's taxonomy places the organism in Eukaryota, Fungi, Ascomycota, Dothideomycetes, Mytilinidiales, Mytilinidiaceae.
AUGGCUGAAGAAUUCGUAAAGAACUUUGAGACGCUGCAGCUGCACGCAGGACACUCGCCUGACUCAGCGACGAACUCCCGUGCUGUUCCUAUCUAUGCGACUACAUCCUACACUUUCAAUGACUCGGCACACGGCGCGAGGCUAUUUGGCCUCAAAGAGUUCGGCAACAUCUACAGUCGGAUCAUGAACCCUACCGUCGAUGUCUUUGAGAAGCGAAUUGCAGCUCUUGAGGGCGGAGUCGCAGCCGUUGCAGCAGCUUCAGGUCAGGCCGCGCAAUUCAUGGCCAUUGCUGCGCUCGCACAGCACGGUGACAACAUUGUCUCUACCUCGAACUUGUAUGGAGGCACCUACAACCAGCUCAAGGUCCUGCUGCCACGAUUCGGCAUCCACACAAAGUUCAUCAAAGGAGACAGCCCCGAGGACUUCAAGAAGGCCAUUGACGACAAGACGAAGGCCGUUUAUAUUGAGAGCAUUGGUAACCCACGAUACAAUGUCCCGGACUUUGAGAAGAUUGCGACGGUUGCGCACGAGGCUGGUGUUCCGGUGGUUGUCGACAACACCUUCGGUGCAGGCGGCUACUUUGUUCGUCCUAUCGACCACGGCGCGGACAUUGUUGUGCACAGUGCCACCAAAUGGAUAGGAGGCCACGGCACUACUAUUGGCGGUAUCGUUGUCGACAGCGGCAAAUUCGACUGGGGCAAGAACGCAAAGCGUUUCCCACAGAUGAACGACCCCGCUGAGGGCUACCACGGCCUGAAGUUCUACGACACAUUCGGCCCCAUCACCUUCGCGAUCCGUCUACGCGUCGAGAUCCUACGAGACUUGGGCGCGGCGCUGAACCCAUUCGCCGCACAGCAGCUACUGCUGGGUAUUGAGACGCUGAGUCUGAGGGGUGAGAGGCACGCGCAGAAUGCGCUAGCGCUGGCGAAGUGGCUGGAGAAGAACGAGAAUGUGGCCUGGGUGUCGUAUCCUGGGCUCGAGAACCACCCGUCGCACGCGCUGGCCAAGAAGUAUCUGCCAAGAGGUUUCGGAGGCGUGUUGUCGUUUGGUGUGAAGGGAGGAGGGGAGGCCGGUAGCCAGGUCGUGGAUGGCUUCAGGUUGAUUUCGAACCUGGCAAACGUCGGUGAUUCGAAGACUCUUGCGAUUCACCCGUGGUCCACCACCCACGAGCAGCUCAGCGAGGAGGAGCGCGCGGACAGCGGCGUCACUGAGGACCUGAUCCGUAUCUCGGUUGGCACCGAGCACAUCGACGACAUCAUUGCCGACUUCGAGCAGUCAUUCGCCAAAGCGGCCACGAAGCCGGGCGAGAAGGCCGAGGCGGCAAAUGCGGAAAAGACGGGGACAGCAGAGGGCUCUGCCGGAGUUGCCGGAUCGACUUGA